Molecule: messenger RNA, 1491 nt
Organism: Desarmillaria tabescens
Lineage: Eukaryota; Fungi; Basidiomycota; Agaricomycetes; Agaricales; Physalacriaceae
Product: cytochrome P450
Exons: 15
Coding region: 1-1491 (496 amino acids)
Molecular function (GO): heme binding; oxidoreductase activity, acting on paired donors, with incorporation or reduction of molecular oxygen; monooxygenase activity
Source: RefSeq, a predicted model, not a curated record
AUGCAGUCCACCUCGUACUACGUCUUCCCUGCCGUCGCAAUUCUUCUUACCUUCGUGCUAUUUCUACGCUCGAAGGGUCGCAGAUCUUUGGUACAGAGGAUUCGUGGACCUCUAAGUCCUUCAUUUCUCUUAGGUCAUGAAUACCUCUUGCGUAAUCGCCAACAUGUAGGGGAUAUGGAAACACAGUGGUGUCAAGAAUACGGGGCUGUAUACCGCACUAAGGGCUGUUUCGGGCAAAACAUUUUGUCUGUCGCUGACCCCAAGGCAUUGCAGUAUAUUUUUCAUUCAUCUGGAUACCGAUUUCGCAAGACAAGAGACUCCUACCGUGCCCUACAGGCUAUGGCGGGACAAGGCUUAGUUGGUGUGGACGGCAUCGGCAAUGAAGAGAAGAUCAGCGAGCGUGUUGGGGAUGCCAAAGAGCUCAAUAUGCUUGAAUGGGGAGCCAAGACUACACUGGAUAUUAUAGGCAUCACCUCUUUCCGAUAUCAGUUCAAUUCACUCGGCGAUGGAAACACCAAGUUGAUGGCGGCGGUCAAUAAUCUUUUUAGUGAAGCUGCUAGGUCGCCGACAUCACUGGAGCUUCUGUAUCCCGCUCUCUGGCGCCUACUCCCCGGUUGGCUGCUUAUACCACUCGGGUGGAUACCCAGUCGACAGAUUUCGAGACUGAAUUUCUUUAAAAACGUCGCGAUGAAGGUAUCUAGGCCCAUCUUCGAGAAACAGCUGAAAGAAGUGGCUGGCGAUGUCGAUCCGGCAGAGAAGGACAUCGUUAAUGUUCUCGCGAUAUCUUAUCUCAAUGAUGAUGUGAAGAAGAAGAUGAGUGAUAUAGAAAUCGACUCUCAGUUAGCUCUUCACCCAGAAGAUCAACGAAAGAUACGUGAGGAGAUCACGCAAAUCAAAGCAAACACCCCGGGAACGCUUACCUCGGAUGAUUAUGAUUCAAUGCUUUGGCUUAACGCGUCUAUUAAAGAGGCUCUCCGUCUCCACCCCCUAGCAUAUGGCCUAUUUCGUGAAUCAUCCCAAGAUGACGUCCUGCCCCUCGCCCAACCUAUCACCACCUCGGACGGCCAAUUGUGUUCACAAAUUCCUAUUCGCAAGGGGCAGGUCAUCCUGACUUCUGUGUAUUCCUACAAUCGGGCAGGGCUCCUGAUUGGGGAUGCUACUAGGCUUCCAUCGGUCUGGGGUGAUGAUGCCGAAGAGUGGAAUCCUAGUCGAUUCCUCGACAAUCGGGACACUAAGCAAUUGUCUGUUGGAGUCUAUGCGAACCUGCUGACAUUCAGUGCUGGUAUUCGUGGAUGUAUUGGCUGGCGAUUUGCUGUCAUGGAGCUGCAAUCUGUGGUGACAGAACUCUUGAGUAACUUCGAGUUCAGCAUGCCGAAGGGAGCUCCGAGAUUACAGCAUGGUCCGGCAGGUCAGACUUUGGGCCCCAUCGUCCUAGGCAAGGCAGAGGAAGGACCGCAAAUCCCGUUGCUUGUAACUCCGCUCAAUAGGUAG